AUGUUCAGAAAAUUCACCAGAGAAGAUAUCCAUUCACGUUCCAAAGUUAAAUCUUCCAUUCAAAGAACUUUGAAAGCCAAAUUGGUGUCUCAGUACCCAAAAUUAGAGGAAGUGAUAGAUGAAUUGAUACCAAAGAAAAGUCAUAUCGAGUUAAUUAAGUGUGAAGAUAAGAUACAAUUAUACACCGUUGAUGGUGAAGUUUUAUUCUUCCAACAAUUUGACGAAUUAAUUCCUACUUUGAGAUUAGUUCACAAAUUUCCAGAAGCGUACCCAACCGUUCAAGUGGACAGAGGUGCCAUUAAGUUUGUUCUUUCAGGUGCUAAUAUCAUGUGUCCUGGUUUGACUUCUGCAGGCGCCAAACUCCCAGAUGCCCCCGGUUACGAAAAGGAUACAAUUGUAGUAAUUAAUGCCGAGAAUAAGGAACAUGCCCUUGCCAUUGGGAAGCUAAUGAUGAGUACUGAAGAAAUCAAAUCCCAUAACAAGGGUCAUGGUGUUGAGAUGAUUCAUCACCUAGGUGAUCCAUUAUGGACGUUCACAACUGAUUAA
Molecule: messenger RNA, 546 nt
Organism: Naumovozyma castellii
Lineage: Eukaryota; Fungi; Ascomycota; Saccharomycetes; Saccharomycetales; Saccharomycetaceae
Gene: TMA20
Product: translation machinery-associated protein 20
Exons: 2
Coding region: 1-546 (181 amino acids)
Source: RefSeq, a predicted model, not a curated record